UAACCUAUAAGCUCAAAUGUCACAGAAAAACCAAACAUCCGAAAAGCGCUAUGUGGACCCUAGGCAUUUUAUUAUUGAUUGCUAUGUUUACAUCCGCAAACAGGGUAUCUAGGUGCAGAGCAAUCAUUCCAUUAGUUCGGGAUCCCCAUUGCGGCUUUGCCUCUAAUUGUAACACUAAUGCUAUUAAUAAGUGGGUCAUCGCAUUCGAGUCAUGCAGGCGAAAGGAACUCAAUGUCUCAGACUUUAAAAAAGUACUGCGUGGAAUGUGUCCCAAAGGCGACAAACCACCGUGCUCACAAAUUCCAAAAGCUUAAUAGGGAAUGAAAUAUAUUACGUUUAUAAAGUGAA
Messenger RNA from Drosophila ananassae, 348 nucleotides. Its product is annotated as accessory gland protein Acp63F-like. The transcript has 3 exons. Lineage: Eukaryota; Metazoa; Arthropoda; Insecta; Diptera; Drosophilidae. The coding region runs from base 51 to 314 and encodes 87 amino acids. The record is from RefSeq and is a predicted model, not a curated record.